GUGACACUUUUCCACCUAAAUGAGUUGCCUACGUAAGCAAAAAGCAUAGGCAUCAGCUUCUAUUUAGCCGGCGAAGGUUGUCCCUCGGCGAUGUGGUAUUGUAGAAAAGCUGCCCAAAUUGGUCACUGUGCGUCCUAACAAUUUACCAGCGUACCCUCACUUUAAGCGCGCAAAGAGAAAAUCUCCACCAAAUCGAGGUUGCAGAGUUGUUAGACUUGUCACCUCCAAAAGAGCAAGACUUGCACAGAUUGGGAAACAUGCAAGCGUUUGGAUGAGCGAAAUAUUCUUGACCUUGUUCCUGGUCAGUGAGCACGAAGGUGAACAAACCGUGGGAGGUACAUCGUGUUUGUGGUUGGAGUAGAGGGUGGCGUCUUCAAGCAUCUGUGUCCGACAUAGACUAUACUCUGUGUUUGUUGUUUGUCGUAGACUACAUCAUCCACAGCCUCGCCGGUUAGUCUGUGUUUGAUCAUGGCCCUGGGGGAUGAAAUGGAGUUUAGUUUCGUUCUUGCACUCAUUAUGAAUUUCCAGUGUUUGAAUCAAUUGACGAUGAUGUUAGUCAGUCUGUGUGCUUUGUUAAUACGGCAUAUUCAAACCACAAGACCUAAUAGGAGGAGAGUAACCUUGGAUCAUUGCGGCAGGGCUAGGGUUAGGGAAGUUAACUUCCUUAGAAUAGUUCCUAUAAGUGACACUGCUUGCAUUGAGAAUACAAGGAUGGACAGAAGGUCUUUUCAUAAAUUGUGUGAGUUGGUCAAAACAGUUGGGCAGCUUGAACCAACACCUCAUAUGGGUGUGGAAGAAAUGGUGGCAAUAUUCCUGCACAUAUUGGCCCAUGAUGUUAAGAAUAGGAUUAUAAAAAGACAAUUCAUGAGGUCCGGUGAAACCAUCAGUAGGCAGUUCUCAAAUGUGUUACUCGCUGUGUUACGAUGUCAUACUGUUUUGUUGAAACGGCCUGAGCCAGUUGCGGAAACAUCGACUGAUGAAAGAUGGAAGUGGUUCAAGAAUUGUUUGGGUGCUCUUGACGGGACACACAUAAAGAUAAAUCCAUUGCAAGCUGACAAGCCAAGAUACCGUACUAGGAAGGGUGAAAUAGCAACAAAUGUGUUAGGGGUUUGUUCUCAGGACGGUCAGUUCAUUUUUGUAUUGCCUGGGUGGGAGGGGUCAGCUGCAGAUUCAAGGGUUCUAAGAGAUGCAAUCGCGCGGCCGCACGGUUUAAGGGUUCCAAAAGGUUACUAUUACCUGUGUGAUGCUAGAUACAUGAACGGUGAAGGUUUCCUGACACCAUAUAGAGGACAACGAUAUCAUCUCACUGAAUGGAGGCACGGGCCUCAACCAAGGACACCACAAGAAUUUUUUAAUAUGAAGCACUCAUCUGCAAGGAAUGUCAUAGAGCGAUGUUUUGGGAUGCUGAAAGGGCGUUGGGCAAUUGUCAGAUCAAAGUCAUUUUAUCCGGUUAAGACGCAAUGCAGGAUUAUAACAGCUUGUUGCUUGCUUCAUAACCACAUAAGAAGAGAAAUGACAAUGGAUCCUUUGGAGGCUGAUGACGUGGACAUGCAGCUAGCUGAAGAUGACAUUGGCGACAAUGAAGUUAUAACUCAUGUUGAGUCUUCCAAUGCAUGGACACUCUGGAGGGAUGAACUGGCGCAUAAUAUGUUUAACACUUGGAGGAGUCGUGCUUGAGUUGGAGUUUUUUUAACUAGUAUUUGCUAAUUUAUGUUUCUCGGAUAUUAUGUAGUCUUUAUUUCGCUUAGGAAACUGGACCCAUUGCGAUGCUUUUCCUUGUAUAAUUAAAUUUAGUUAUGUGUCUAUUACGUAUCAUGUAUGACUUAAUCAUAGAUUCUGCAGAAUUAGCGUUUACGACCAUUUAUAUCUGUAUCUUAAUUGUACGCGUAAGGUAUUAGUUAUGUUGUUAUAUUUAAUAAUAUAACUUUAUCGUAUUUUGUAGACCAAUACCAGAUAUUGUCUUUGUUUCAUUCACAUUAUGGCAGAAGGUAGUCAGCAAUCACAAAAGCGAAUUAAUCAUACCUGGACCGCUGAAGAGGACAAAGUCCUCGUUGAAUGUUUGUCCGAGCUUGGAUCAUGUUGGAAGGGAGAUAAUAGCUUUAAAGCAGGAUAUUCAGCUGCAGUGGAGAAGAUGAUGCACCUGAGGAUCCCUGGUUGUUCCCUCCGGUCAAUUCCUCACAUCACUUCCAGGGUGAAGUUGCUUAAAAAACAAUAUAAUGCUAUUCAUGACAUGGUUGGAGGAAACGGUGGAUCCGGUUUUGGUUGGAAUGAUGCCAAAAAAAUGAUUGAUGUGGAGAAGGAAAUAUUCGAUGAUUGGGUGAAGAGCCACCAUACUGCAAAGGGUCUAUACAACAAGCCAUUCCCUCACUAUGAAGCUUUGGGAAUUAUAUUUGGCAAUGAUGUGGCUAGUGGAGGUAAUUCAGAAUGCCCACAAGAGUCAGUUACCCAUUUGGAAUCACAACAUGCUUUUGUUGAUGAGAGCGGAAAUGUAUUUGAUGAAUACCUAGAUCAGUCAGGGGACUACAUACCCGCACCAUGCCAGGAAACUGAAGUGCCUGAAAAUGUAACUGAAGAGCAAGUCGAAGCACCAUCUAUUUCUGUAGCUAAUGCCCGAAAGGGAAAGAAAAGGCAAAGGACCCCAGAUCCUGUAGUUGUUGAAGUUGUUGGUGUCAUGAAUCGUAUUUCCCAAAAUUACGAGAAAACUACCAAUACCAUGGAUAAGUUGGUGGCUUGCUUUGAACAACAACAUGCUGGAAGCAACAGGCGAAUGUCUAUUAUAACUGAGAUUGAAAAAUUUGAAGAUCUUACUAUGGAGCAGAUGCUACAUGUUGCUGUCAAACUGGGCAAGGAUAGCAAUUUGACGGACAUCUUCAUGCAAUGUGACGAUGGAAAAAGGCGGUGCAUGUUGUCUGGGUUGUUGUCUGAUUACAUCUAAGAAAAGACAGCCUUACUUUUUGGAUCCAGUAGGAAUAUAUGCAUAGACACUGUUUAAGUGUUAACUUUUGGUGUGGUUUCUUUUCCUAUUACAUGUUGUAAAUAUCAUGCUAAGUAUCCUUGUACACACAUAGCUGCAGUAGAGUCCUGUUGCAAAAAUACUGACUCUUUCUUGUGUAGAAUCAUUUUUUGAUUUUGACAGUAACUAAUACAAGUUGCACUCUAUUAUGGUGAGGGAAAGUGAGUUCCUACACAUAUUGGCACAAAUGAUUUGGGACUGGUAACUUGAAAAAAGCUUUCUCAAAUGUAAGACUUUGGGAAUUUUUUGGUGCUGUUACAAAGGCUACAAAGUCCUUUGAAGGGGAGUUCCUACCGAGUCAUUCAACUUCAGUUUGGAAUAUUUGGAUCUGCUGCCUGGUAGUACUGAUUCUCACCUGGGCCAAAAAAGGAGACAGAAUUUAAACUUGAAGCAUAUACAGAUAAAAGAAGGCAUUGGGAUGCAUUUUGGCAGCUGUGUUUGGUUCAAUUCGUAUAAUUUCAGAUGUUCAGUUGUUGGAGUGUACUACAUGGUAGUGUGCUGCAUGAUAUGAGCUCAACCAUCGUGGAAAGAUGUGACAGGGACGACAUGGGUGCAUGCCUGAUAUAUGGCCUAGUCAGAUUCCCUCUGGUUCUGCUUUCAACUAGCUAUGGGAACACUGUUGCUUGGGCUGCUUGAAGUUCAAAGUCUUUGGUUAUUUUUUGUAUUUUGUAGGGUAAUGGAUCUUUUUCCCUAUCAUGGCAUGUAGGUCGAAACUGUGUUCUGUUAAGAUGCUUUCAUGUUUUGAUGGUUA
This is a messenger RNA of Gastrolobium bilobum, 3764 nucleotides long. RefSeq names its product protein ALP1-like. The record is from RefSeq and is a predicted model, not a curated record. Bases 469 to 1677 code for a protein of 402 amino acids. The transcript has 8 exons. Lineage: Eukaryota; Viridiplantae; Streptophyta; Magnoliopsida; Fabales; Fabaceae.